Molecule: messenger RNA, 1071 nt
Organism: Encephalitozoon intestinalis ATCC 50506
Lineage: Eukaryota; Fungi; Microsporidia; Unikaryonidae
Product: transcription initiation factor TFIID subunit TAF6
Exons: 1
Coding region: 1-1071 (356 amino acids)
Biological process (GO): RNA polymerase II preinitiation complex assembly; transcription initiation at RNA polymerase II promoter
Cellular component (GO): transcription factor TFIID complex; SLIK (SAGA-like) complex; SAGA complex
Molecular function (GO): protein heterodimerization activity; RNA polymerase II general transcription initiation factor activity; transcription coactivator activity
Source: RefSeq, a predicted model, not a curated record
AUGCUGUUUUCAAAGGAGACUCUCAAGUCUUUUGCACAAUCAAAGGGGAUUUCCAACAUUGACGACGACGCACUGAGGGUUUUGUCCCAGGAUCUGGAGUAUAGAAUCAAGGAGGUGUGCCAGGAAGGAAGCAAAUUCAUGGUUGGCUCAAAGAGGACAAAGCUGUCGAUCGAUGACAUCAACUAUGCUCUAAUCAGCAGGAAUGUAGAUCCACUGUUUGGAUAUGAUCCUCAGGAGAGCCUUGUUUUCCGCGGUCUUCCCUCGAAUGUAUACUAUGUUCCUGACGAGGAGAUUGAUCUUGAGGAGUAUCUUGACAGGCCUCUUCCCAAGAUUCCUCUUCGGCCGUCGAUUCAAUCUCACUGGCUAGCCAUUGAAGGAGUGCAGCCCCAGAUUCCCUACAACCCGAUACUUCUUGAAAAGCCAGUUGCAAAGAAGGACACACUAGGAACAUACCAAGAGGAGGCCGAGCUGAAGUCCCAGAAUAGGCAUAUGCUCACAAAGGAGCUGAGCAUGUAUUUUGACAAGGUUAUCCAGGCCAUGGAAACCGACGAAGAGAUAGCAAUGGAGUGCCUGCACAACGAAAGUGGGAUCCAGCAGCUUGUUCCAUAUUUCAUUCACCAUUUCAAUGAGCAGAUAGUGAAGAACAUAAAAAACAAAGAAAAGCUCAUGACGGUUAUGAUGGUUUAUAACUCUCUGCUAAGGAACAAGUACAUCUUCAUCGAUCCGUAUCUCCACCAGAUCCUCCCCUCACUUAUAACAUGUGUGAUUGGGAAAAGCGUUGACGACGAGGUCAGGAGAGUGGCCGCAGAUGUUGUCAAGUAUGUUUUUAGUAACUUUUCCAGUUCCUACAAGACACUUGCGCCAAGGAUCAUUAACACCCUCAGCAAGGCAUGGCUGGACAAGGAGAAGACAGAGUCCACGCAGUAUGGGGCUUUGCUCUGCCUAAGCCUCCUGUCAAAACAUGUUGUAGAGACUGUUGUAAAGCCUAAGGCCGACUACUAUGUUAAGGAAAUCAACAAUCCACGGGUUACGGAGCUUCUGGAUGACAUUCUGAAAAAGAACGAUAUUUAA